GCUUAAUGUCAGCAAUAUGGGGCAUCAGGUGAUAAUAUUUGAUUUUUCUGCCAUAAGAGGCUUGUGGGAAAUUCGAGUAAAGAAGCACAAAGACCGGCAAAAGGAAGAGAAGCAAAGAUUAGAAAAAAGCUCAUUAGAGAAGAUAAAGGAAGAAUGGAACUUCAUGCUAGAAUGCAGAAAGAAAGGAAUUCCACAAUCCAAAUACUUAAAGAAUGGGUUUGUAGAUACCAGUAUGGAGAUUUUGGAUAAAAUGGAAAAGAACUCUCAGCUCCGUAAGAAGCGUGCUUUGUCAGAUGCAUCAGACAAGGAAAGAAGCAAAUAUAUUUUUCAAAUUUCUGGUGAGCACUGGACGGAAAUCCCAGAUUCAUUGAAAGAACAGACACAUCUGAAAGAAUGGCAUAUAAACAACACAAAGAUACAAACCAUUCCAGCUUACAUUGCCUUGUUUCAGGAGCUGAAAGUCUUGGAGUUAUCAAAAAACCAGAUCACGCAUCUCCCAGUUGAAAUUGGGUGUUUAAAAAAACUCAAGGAACUCAAUGUGAGUUUUAAUAAUUUGAAGAGUAUCCCUCCAGAACUGGGAAACUGUGAGAAUCUGGAAAAACUGGAUUUAUCUGGAAAUCUAGAAAUAAUGGAGCUCCCAUUUGAACUAAGUAACUUGAAGCAAGUCACAUUUGUGGAUGUUUCAGCGAACAAGUUCCCAUCUAUUCCCAUUUGUGUGCUCCGCAUGUCAAGUUUGCUGUGGUUGGAUAUGAGCAGCAACAACUUGAAAGAUCUCCCACAAGAUAUAGACAGGCUAGAUCAACUUCAGACACUUCUCCUGCACAGAAACAGGCUGACUUAUCUUCCACAUGCUUUGAUCAAUAUGAAAAAACUCAGUAUGCUGGUAGUCAGUGGUGAAGAGUUGGUUGAGAUGCCCACAGCUAUUUGUGAAUCAACCACAGGUUUGAAAUUUAUAAGCCUCAAGGAUAACCGUUAUGAAACAAUCCCAUGCCAAGAAACUGAAGAAAUAGAAAGUGAACGUGAUCGGGAGAAAUUUGAGAAAGAAUUUAUGAAAACCUACAUUGAAGAUCUGAAGGAAAGAGAUUCUGUUCCUGCCUAUACUACUAAGAUAUCAUUUAGUCUCCAGCUAUGAAGAUCUGAAUUUUCGAAUCACUGGUAAAUACCAGAAAAACCCCACUAUUACUGCCCCUGAUCAGCUGAUUGGUGGCCAGCUCCAGAGGCUUGAACUAGCCUGGAGGGUACCUGGAGCAAACAUCAAAAUGGCAAACAUCAAAAAUAUAGACUGAAAUAAGAGCCUUCUAAAAAUAUUCAUAGAAUUUCUUGUUUGUUACCAAAUUUGCUUUCAACAGGUAUAGACAAAAUGCAAGAACUGAAUAGUUUUCAUCAGAAGCUAUGUCACUUUUCAAAUCAUUAGCAACUUUUAAAAUCAAUGGCAUCAGAUUAGGCCCUUUUAGCCUGCAAACAAACUUUAGCUUAAUUUUACAGCUGGGAGUAAUACUAGUGAAAUUAAGGGGGUAAUUCUUGGUAGUCAAAAUACUAUGUGCAUGUGUGUUUGCAGGAUCAGAGUGUUACUCAAUGGGUGCAUCUACACGAGAUGUUUACUGUGCAGUUGACUAAUUAGCUGUGCAGUAAACAUUGCACAUCUACAUAUGUGCCCCUACUAAACUGGAGUAAACUAAUUUACUCUGGUGCAGGAUAGUACUUGUAAAUACUCUUUAAAAUACAAGUACUAACCUGCAGCUGAGUAAAAGCUCCAAAGCAGUGUAUAUGUAGAUGCUGCACUGGCUGGCUUGAGCCUGGGGGUGCUUCAGUGUGGGGACUGCCUUCAGGCUAGCCCCUUACUGAAGCACCCUCAUGCCCCAACCAGCCACUCUGCAGCAUGUUGGACCAGGGGCAGCAGCCCCAGACUGGUAGGCUGCCCCCCCUGGACCUUCUGCCAGCCAGGACUACUCUGACCAAGCUCAAUAUGCUGCAGUCCUGGAUGCAUGUGUAAAUGCACACCCAGGAGCAAUAAACCCCAGUGCGACAAACAUUGGAGUUUAUUGUAGCAUAUUGAUAUGCACAUGUAGAUGCACUUAGUAGCUGCUUUAUGUUUCAUUGUGGUUCAUUUGACAAAAAGAUUUGAUCUUGUAAUAAAACAGAAAAGUGCAUUUAAAAAGUGAAUGUGAUCUAUUCGACCAAAUGACUAAUUCAGUUCUUUAUUUCUUUGAAAUAUAGGCAUACAUAUGGCUAUGUGGUUGAAGAGUGAUAUUGUUUUCUUCCUGCUGUUCAGACAUUUCUUUCUUCUCUGGUUUUUCAAUUUAAAUAAUUUCUAACAAGUAGAUCUCAUUCUACACUUGACUGGAAAUAUUUGUGGUAAACAGGAUUAUCAAGAAUGACAUGGCAAUGAUUUUACAGGUCUUCAAAAGAAAAAAGAAAUAAACCAAAGUUUGACUGAAAAGACAGUAGCUAAAUAGUUUAAAAUGGAGUAUUUCUACUAAUAUAGAUAGCUAUGAAUCACAAUGUAGUAUUUUUUUAUUGAAUGCACAUGUCUUAGCUAUAUAAGUGUCAUGAUUUUGCUGGUUAUGAAAUUUUUGUUUUGUGUGUUAUACAGUAAUUUGUUAUACAUAAUUCUGUAAGUGUACAUACUUCAGAGCGCUUCAGAGACUUAGUUUUGCAUAUAUUUUUCAUUUAAUAAAUCAAUUCUUUUUAAUCAAAUAGCAUUUGAAACUUGAAGCCUUUAAUUUUAAUAAUGCUAAGCUAUGUGUUUUUGCAGAAAAAUGUAACAAUAAAUAGUAAGAUUAAAAUGAUCGCAUGUACAAUUCUUGUACUGUACAGAUGACAUCUAGCAGACCUAGUAAUGUGGGGAAAAAUAGAGCAGAGGGGUUUUUUUUCCCCA
This is a messenger RNA of Alligator mississippiensis (American alligator), 2878 nucleotides long. It is a transcript of the gene LRRC2, whose product is annotated as leucine rich repeat containing 2. Gene Ontology annotation, molecular function: protein binding. The transcript has 8 exons. The coding region runs from base 17 to 1132 and encodes 371 amino acids. The record is from RefSeq and is a predicted model, not a curated record. NCBI's taxonomy places the organism in Eukaryota, Metazoa, Chordata, Crocodylia, Alligatoridae.